Molecule: messenger RNA, 1492 nt
Organism: Pocillopora meandrina
Lineage: Eukaryota; Metazoa; Cnidaria; Anthozoa; Scleractinia; Pocilloporidae
Source: the annotation of a GenBank genome assembly
AUGAAAUCAGAUGAGCUGAGUGUUCGAUGGAAACCGUCGGAAUUUGCUGAAACUUUCGACGUUCGCACAUACUCGGUGCAAUACAGAGCAUAUGGUGAAGAGACCUACAGCGAGCAUACUCAAACAGCUACCACUAAAACUAAAGACUACUAUUACAGGAUUAAGUCUCUCGAACCUGAGACUAUUUACAUGAUACGGGUCGGUGCUGUUAACCCGUAUGGACCCAAUUUCAACGAGGAAACCGGCCAUGAAACCGAACCCGCACCUAAGCCAUUUUUUACUAUUCACAGUAAUUUCUAAAAUUGACAACAGGUUUUUCGUAAAUAGAAGUUUUUUCAUCAGUGUUUUGUUAACCUUUACACGUGACGUCUCGUUCAUAUUUUGCUGGAAACUUGAUCACUGAUUAUUUUAUAUCUUUAGGUUUAUGUAUUACUACUGUACCUUCGCAAUUUUUAAGCAUCAAAACACUUUGGCAAACGUAUGCUGGAAAUUAAGUCUUCCUAUUUUAAAAUUUCGAUAAAUUAUCUUGCUCCGAAAGUAGUGAGGGAUAGUUUGAAUUAAAGUCAGGUUUUUACAAGCUUUAACAAGUUUUAACAAAAAUGUGUUGCUACUUGCAUUUUACAGCAUAAGGAAUUGUACCCGCAAUCUUACGCCUUACGUCUCACCUAUGGCCAUCCUUGAAUACUGAUAUACAGCCUUUGAAAAAGGUCGACAAUGUCAUGUGUGGCUUUAAUUCUGAUAUCACACAUUUUUUAUUACAGCUUUUGCUUGGUGGAUUAUUUUCUUGGCCGUGUUAGGUGUCCUCUUGAUUCUUGGUAUACUCAUCGGCAUUAUUAUUCACAGACUCAAGAAAGCGCAGGAAAGAAGAGAGCAAAGAGAGGCUCGGUUUCAAACUCUCCCAUCCCAAAACGAGGCUCAAAAGAUACCCUUACGGCGGAUUCACUUCUUGUGUUAAUCCUAUAUAAACAUAAACCAGAUACGAUUCUACAGUUGCAUGCAAUUAGAGCAUUCCAUUAAGAGUCGAAAAAUCAAAUCAAACUAAUCGCAGCAGCCUAUCACGACAAAGGAAAAUAUCCCGAGGAUGAGAACUCUACGUAAAAAACAAGCAAGUUGCUUUAGGCCCGUUCAAGAGAGUGGUGCGAGUUUUCUGGACCAGUCACGCAGCGGAGCAAGUCACAAUCAAAGCAAUCCAGGAUUACCUUGGACACUCAAUUGAACAUUUCUCCAUCAGAAAUUUAUCGCACAUUACGAAAGGUUCUGUCGACCUAUCCUUGCCAUUUAACUAAAAUCACACCAUCCUUGAUGUGAAAUCACUGUCCACGCAUAUUUUGUCUUUCAGGGCGAAGUAGCAGUUUACCAUGCGGAGAAUGUUAAAGCGUUAACAUGCUCGUUUACAAACACUGCUUACAAGCCGGGUGAGAUGAACUGGAAAGAGUUUCCGUACGCGAAUAUCAAACUGUUGGAUGAACUAGGUUCGGGAGCCUCUUCGUAG